UUCAAAUUGCCUCAUGACCACUUUUGGUAAAACCUCGAGUGUUCCGCGCCCGGGUUUAGCAAAGUACUUAGGGCUCGACCACGCCGAUUGAAACGCCCCAGUUUUCUGCGACUGUCGUAACCAACAUGGCGGCCGUGGAUCUCAGAGAUAAUCUGCUGGGUAUUUCGUGGGUGGACAGCAGCUGGGUUCCGAUGCUGAACUCGGGGAACGUGCUGGACUAUUUCUCAGAAAGAAGUAACCCGUUUUACGACAGAACCUGCAACAAUGAGGUGGUGAAGAUGCAGAGACUGACUCUGGACCACCUCAAGCAAAUGGUUGGUGUGGAGUAUAUUCUACUGCAUGCCCAGGAGCCGAUUCUCUACAUCAUCAGGAAGCAGCAGAGACAGUCACCUGCACAAUUGGUUCCUAUAGCUGAUUAUUACAUCAUCGCCGGGGUGGUGUAUCAGGCUCCGGAUCUCGGGUCUGUCAUCAGCUCCAGAGUGUUGUCAGCAGUUCAUGGGAUCCAGUCAGCAUUUGAUGAGUCAAUGUCAUUCUGCCGCUAUCAUCCAUCAAAGGGCUACUGGUGGCAUUUUAAAGAUCAGGAGGAAAGAGAGAAAGUAAAGCCAAAGCAGAAAAAGAAAGAAGAGCCGAGUUCACUGUUCCAGAGACAGAGAGUGGAUGCACUGCUGCUUGACCUAAGGAGUAAAUUCCCUCCCAUGUUCUACCAGCCUAAACCAGGAGAGAAGCCAGUUCCAGUGGAGGUGAAAAAGGAGGCAGAGGUUCCAGCAGAAGCAGCAAAACAGGAAGAUCGUGAAGUAGCCAUUAAACCUCCCGCAGCUUCAGGAACCACUAAACCUCCACCUGAGAAACGAGCACGGCUGCAGUGACGCACACGCAAUGCACAAUGCAAUGUUAAUGCUGUAUUAAAAGCUCAUGGUGAGCAUUUCAUUCUUCACCAAAAUCUUCCUUUAGGUCUACUGCAUUUUCUCUCUUGACCAUACAACUACCCUACUUUUUUCUCUCUUGUUUAUUUUGUACAUUUUUUUUUCGUGUAAAUAGUUUUUCUUUAUAUGUGCAAACUUUUGUACAAGUUCUAUCAUCGUAGUGAACAGAAGCUAAUACCUGUCAUUGCACCUGAGUGCUAAUAGCUGGAUGUGUUCUUUUAUAAAUAAAUCUUUUGAAUAGACUGUUAAAAUGAACAAAAUGAUAAAUUAUGGUUGUAAUUUGUUGAAUAAAUAAUGUGCUGUAGGAUCCACUGUUGUAAAUAAACACUUGCCAUGGUCUAUUAAAUGUGCUUUUUAGAGCA
Silurus meridionalis is the source of this 1285-nucleotide messenger RNA. RefSeq names its product mediator complex subunit 6 (gene med6). The record is from RefSeq and is a predicted model, not a curated record. Gene Ontology annotation, cellular component: mediator complex; core mediator complex. Gene Ontology annotation, biological process: regulation of transcription by RNA polymerase II. Lineage: Eukaryota; Metazoa; Chordata; Actinopteri; Siluriformes; Siluridae. The transcript is spliced from 8 exons. Gene Ontology annotation, molecular function: transcription coactivator activity. Bases 126 to 866 code for a protein of 246 amino acids.